Molecule: messenger RNA, 447 nt
Organism: Drepanopeziza brunnea f. sp. 'multigermtubi' MB_m1
Lineage: Eukaryota; Fungi; Ascomycota; Leotiomycetes; Helotiales; Drepanopezizaceae
Source: RefSeq, a predicted model, not a curated record
AUGUUUAGCACCAGCAGCAGCUCCUCGCCAACGUCAAAAUCCACCACAAACGAACAACCUGCAUCCACAUACACACCCGCAUCCUCCCCCCUCCCCCCUCCUCAUCCAAAACGCGCCUUCCUCUUCGAAGAGCAGUCCCACCUCAAAACCCUCUGCGCCAAAAGCGACGCGCGCUGCUACGCCGGCCAACGCCCCUACACCUACCUCGAGCUCACGGUCUUAAUGAACCAGAAGAUCAAGAGCACGUACGCCGUGAACUUCUCCAUUUGGCUUUUCGGGGUGCAGGACAUUGUCGAUGAGAUUGCAGCCGAGUGGCAGUGGUACGGGCGGGAAGGCCAGCCGGCUGAGACGGAGGUAGGACUCGGGGAGUUGGUGAGGUCGCGAGAAUGGUGGUGGUGGCCGAGUCCGAGUGUGGUGACUGGGAGCCCUAGUACGACGGCUGGGUAG